UAUUUUCUUUACCCUCCAACAAUAUUAGCGGUGCAGGUUACCAUCUGGGCACAACCAAUUGAAGAUCCGUGAUCUGACAACAUGAAACAUGACGUAUCUUCAGAAUCCAGCAUCAAGAGAAUUACGAGGUAAUAGAGUGACAAAUCGAUUAUUGUCAUUGGCAGAAUUUCAAGAUUAUCAAAGGGUAAUUGUUAAUUUGUUAGGAGUGAGAUUAGGAUAGAUCAGAAUAUUUAGGAAGACUUCACGACGACUCCAGUUCCUCAACCGUUGAUACGUUUCCUUGUAUAUUUUUUUUGUCUGUUCACUUCCUUUCCUGAAACAAAACAAGACUAAGUCUCCAUCUCCCAAGUAGUUGGGUUUAGGUCCUUUAUCAAGAAGCAGUCUAAUGAUGCCCAUCAUGGCAUCAUUAGACUCUCAGAUUUGACUUUUCUUUUCUUGUCCAGCACAUUUUGACAUCAAAAGCCGCCGUCCCACUAUAAUUUCAUGCUGAAGGAUUCCACGUCAUCGCGCGUCUCAAGGCGCGUGUCCUGACGCGCCCAAAGCUCCAAAAAUCAAUCGACGAGAGAGAGAUGUUUAUUUGAACGAGAAGAUAUUUGUUAUUUUAAUUAACAUCAUUAAACUCACCCAGUCGGCCAAUAAGGCAGCGCUUUGGGACACUAAAACAAUAUACCAGGUCAGCCCUAAAGCGAAAACAGAGAGGCGCACCUCUUUUUUGCUGUUUUUGAAAAAUAAUCAUCCACUUUACACCACCAGCUAUCAAUGGUCCUUUGACAGACCAAUCAAGACUCACCAAAUGGCAAGAACCAAUCGUUUCCAAAAACAUGACUGGGUUGUCAAAUUCUUCAACAACCACAGACCGCCAUUUCAAGUCGGUUAGCCUUCGACCCGACCCGUUUCACUCUCACCACAAGAUAUAAAAUCAAGUUUAAUUUUCGUUAUUUCUGCUGAAUAAAACAGAAUCCGAGUGACGAAAUCGAGAGAGAGAGAGAGAGAAGCUAAACUCACAUAUGAAGCGUUGAAAAAGCUUGAAUCAUCAUCACUGGUGGAGGAAGAAGAAGAUUCAAGCAUGAACAACACAACCGUUACAGCUUCACCAAAUCCAAACAAAAAGCGUAUAAAAAACGACAGAGGAGGAGCAAAGAAGGAAGAAGAGUGUGACGCGGAGGCGUGGGAUACCCUGAGCAAGAGUUUCAAGCACGUGCAGAGCGUACUGGAUCACAACAGUGACUUGAUUAAACAAGUGAACGCGAAUCACCAGUCGAAGAUUCCAGAUAAUCUCGUUAAAAACGUUUCAUUAAUUCGCGAGAUUAAUGGAAAUAUCACCAAGGUAAUGUCGAUUUACUCCGAUUUAUCAUUCAAAGUCUCCAACAUUGUUGAGGAACGGCGUCGCCUUAAGAAUGGAGGAGAAAGCAAGUUGGAGAGCGCUAGCAACGAGUCUUGAAAUGAAGUCAAAUUAAAUCAAAGGAUCAAUCAGUUAAAGUAAUCUCGAUCAUCUUUGCUUAAUCAAUCAUGCUUAGUCAGUCAAUUAAUAAUGAACUCUUUUGAGGUCUGUCGUGCUUGUCUUGUUUAGUGUCCUGGUGGUUGGUUGUGGUGGAGAUGGAGCUCGAGGUCAGGCGGUGAUAAUGAUGGUUAUGUAUGCUUAUGCGGUGUUUGUUGUUAUGUUUUAUAAGGAUGAUGAUUUCAAGCCUGCGGGACUGUGUUUUACUGCAUUGUAUGCAGACGUAAUAAGGUAUUUAUGUUCUGUUUAUUUUUUUAAUUUUUUUACUUUCUCUUUUGCUAUAUUUGCUUGCAAAACUCUUAACAGAGGCUGACGGAGGGAAAUCGCAAUAAGGUAGGUCUGUGAUUUCGGUACUUUAUUUAUGAUGUGGCAAAGAGAGGGAAAAGGUAAUGAAUUAAUGCGGUAUUUAAUCUGUAGCAACUAAUUUAGUUUCUUUUGUAGGGGGCUACAGGUAGAAGAUGGAUAUAUUGAUUAAUUUAGAUUUCAUGUUUUUUAAUUCUGAAAUAAUAACAUGUCCUGAAUUUUGUAGGGGGUAAAUUUGGCAGUCAUUAUCAGAGGCUAGGUUUAUGCUGGUCACCUUAAUGGAAAAAAUUAUUCAUUGCAAGGCUAAUCAAUCCGCGGUUCCAUGUGUUGUGACUGUAUAUUAUCUGGGUUAGUAGACAGGCAGGGGGGGCCCGAAGACAUCCAAAAUUAGGACAUCAUAGAACUGAGCCAUCAAAUAAUGCUUCACGAGAAGAAUGUGAAAAACAACAAACCCCUUUUUCCAAAACCUUAUUCUUCGAUUUGUGAGACUGACUUGAUCAAUUCUUUCAUCUUAUUUCCUUGGGUGUUAGGUCUUAACAACCGUACUUUCCCUAACAAAUUCUCUGGCCAUAGGAUAGCUCCAUAAAUACUCCAAAGAGCGUCUUUUCCUUUAUCGACCACUAUGAUGAAAUUUUCUGUAGAAUCACUGGGAAUGGGAAGAUGUACCAGUUGUGUUUUCUGUUGUUGAAAUAUACAUGGAUGGAGGAGCAAGAGAGAAGAAAUGUGAACUGUCGACAUAAUACAGGUUAUCAACAACUGGUUCUAAAGGCAGUUAGAGAUGACGUUUUCAAUGUUAAUCGAAGUAUCGAGGGUUGAGGUUAAAGGGUCGUAGUUCUCUAAUAUAUAUAUCAAAAAGGGAGGUUUAAUUGUCAUAUUAUUUGUUCAUCUGAGGUUGUGACGGUGAUGAAGAAAACGGUAUGGUCGUUCUAUACCGAGGUGAUGGUGAUGCAGAACAAACUUUUCCUUUCUAAUUACCUUGAGACAUCUAGAUUUGGGAUGGGUUCUUUCAACUGAUAAAGCUCUAAAGGCAACUACAUCAGAGUUGCAUAUGCUAUUCCCUUCUCUGAUGGGAAUAUUAUUAAGUACGAAUGGGGUGUCUAAACAGGGUGUGAUAAUGACCUCUGUAUUCUCCAGUGAACUCUGCAGCUUAAAUGCCAAGAAUUUUAUAACUCGAGGGACGGAUGCAUUUCCUUGCCCCACCACUUCAUUCUUUUUAUCUGUUUGUGGUUCAAGGUUAAUAGCAGCGACAAGAUAUUCUUUCCUUUAAUUCAGUAGUAAGAUUCGUAGAAUUACUACAACUACUUUCUUCUGACCACUAUUGUUUGUUCUGAAACAACAAAUGAAGAGGACGGGUUGUGAAAAUUGUAGCUUUCUUACAAUUUGCGCGUCCUAGAUGCUCAGUUUGCUCUACCAACACUCUUGUGAUGUACAGCCAUUUGAAGAUAUUCUACUCUUUCUCCAUUCCAAAUAAAGCAGAAUCAAUAUACAUGGGAGCAUAAACAACAUCAACUCAAGGAUCUCAUCUCUUUUUCUUCAACAAAUGGAGCAGCCUUUCACGGUCUGCAUCUUUUGCAUAAGAACUUUCAUGCACAGGGUGCUUGAACCCCCUGAUGAUGUCAAAAAACUUUUCCAGGACUACUCACAGAAUGGCACCAUGUCAAAGGAUGAUCUACUUAAAUUUCUAUCAAAGGUUCAAGGACAAAACAAUGCCAAGGAAGAAGACGCUGAGGCGAUCUUUAAUAGUCUCAAGCAUCUCAACAUCUUCCCAAGAAAGGGUCUUAAUCUAGAAGCCUUCUAUCGAUAUCUUCUUGGCGACCUGAAUACUCCUCUUUCUCCAUGUGUGCACCAGGACAUGACUGCUCCACUAGCUCAUUAUUUCAUGUACACAGGCCACAACUCUUACCUGUCUGGGAAUCAAUUAAGCAGUAAGAGCGGUGUUAGACCUAUCAAAAAAGCUUUGCAAAAUGGUGUAAGAGUAAUUGAAUUAGAUCUAUGGCCAGCCAGGAACAACGAUGUGGUGGUUCGCCAUGGAGGGACCCUGACAACAUCAGUGAAACUCCUCAGAUGUUUGCGUGCAAUUAAGGAAUUUGCCUUUCAGGUAUCCGAAUAUCCUGUUGUGAUAACGUUUGAAGACCACCUGACUGCCAAUCUUCAAGAUAAGGUUGCUAAGAUGGUCACUAAAACAUUCGGAGACAUGCUGUACCGUCCCGAGACAGAUGAAUUAGAGAAAUUAUCACCAGAGUCAUUGAAGAAGAAGAUUUUGAUUUCAACUAAACCGCCAAGAGAGUAUCUUGAAACUCAAGACAGCAACACUCCGCACGAGUCAAAAAAAUCAUCAGAGGAACAAGGGGGUGAUGAGAAGUUGCAUUCUUCAAGAAUUAACCUUUUUAGUUGCUCAUCCAUGUGUUUCGCUAAGCAGGAUCAGAUUGAUGAGGGAGAACAGCUUCAAGGAGAAGAUGAGGAGAUGACAAUACCUAAAUACAGGGAUUUAAUUGCCAUUCCUUCAGGGAAGCCAGAAGGUGGAUUAGAAGAAUGGCUCAGAAUAGAUGAGAAAGAAGUAAAACGUCUGAGCUUGAGUGAGCAAGAACUUGAAAAGGCUACAAGAACAUAUGGAAAAGACAUUGUCAGUUUCACCAAGAACAAUUUGUUGCGGGUAUACCCCAAAGGUACACGCUUGGAUUCAUCUAAUUACGAUCCUUUCGUCGGAUGGAAACAUGGAGCUCAAAUGGUUGCAUUUAAUAUGCAGGGCUAUGGGAACCACCUUCGGAUUAUGCAAGGAAUGUUUAGAGCCAAUGGUGGCUGUGGUUAUGUGAAAAAACCUGAUUUUUUAUUGAGGGAAAAUGAUGAUUUUGAUCCUAGUGUGCCCUCAACAGUUUAUAAAAUAUUGAAGGUGAAAAUCUACUCUGGGGAAGGGUGGCAUUUGGAUUUUCGCCACACACAUUUUGAUCAAUAUUCUCCACCUGACUUCUUGGUAAAAGUUGGAAUUGUUGGGGUCCAUGCUAGUGAAACCAGUAGAACACAGGUAGUUAAAAACAGCUGGCUACCGGAAUGGAACGAGGAAUUUAAGUUCGAAGUGCCUGCUCCUGAAUUGUCAGUGCUUAGGAUCGAAGUCAAUGACGAUGAUAAAUAUGGAAGUCAUGACUUCGCUGGCCAAACAUAUUUGCCUAUAUCAGAGUUGAGAACUGGUAUUCGAGCAGUUCCGUUGCAUGAUCGUACAGGAGUGAGAUACAAGAGUGCAAGGCUUCUUAUGAGAUUUGACCUAAAAGACGCCCGAGAAUGUUCCGAGUGACAAAAAUCACGAGAUUGAUCGUCUCCAUCAGCGGAUUGAACCAGGGAGUCUAUUUAGAGGAACUAGUGUCUGUAUAUAUACAUAAUCAGGAUCCAAUUUAUUAUUUUUCAUAUUUUAAAUAUUAUUGGCUCGUGUUGAUCUGCUUUUUACGUAUUUUUAGAGUGUUAAGGGUCAAAAUAAAACACCAAUAAGAUAUCUAUAGGUAAUUACUGGUGAUUUAAGAAACUUAUUUAAGAUUUUCAACGGACCUUGUUUUACAGGGCUGGGAGCUGUUUUAAGCCAUGGCAUUUGUCAGUAAGGCAUUAAUUGUGAAGCGUAUGGGAUUAUCGAUUCAUGAGAAGGAAUUCAUGGCUAUUUCGAUGGUUGUUGAAAGGUGGAGAUAUUAUUUGGAACAUGAUCAAUUCCUCAUCAAGACUGAUAGUGAAAGUCUGAAAUAUCUCCUGAAGCAGAAGAUACACGCUCCAUUGCAGAGGAAAGAGGUAACUAAGUUGGUGGGUGCUGCUGCACAUGACUCUUACACAGCUUGGUUAUCCAUUAGUGAAACUCUCCUAAGAUUCUCUGUCAACUCCUCUGCGCACCUGCUUUCACCAUGACUGCAGAAUUCUCUUCCGGUGUCUGGAAUGCCAUGUCGCUAGUCAAUUCAUGCAUUUUCACAGCACUACCGCCAUAGAUUCUUUCCAAUAUGCAUACAUUUUCAAGUCUAUUAAAACAACGUGAGCCCCACGAAGUAUAAACAUGUAACAAGGAACUAGAUAUUAUCAUUAAUGCAUAAAGUAUAUAGUUAAGUGUAAUUGUUUU
Populus trichocarpa (black cottonwood) is the source of this 5888-nucleotide messenger RNA. RefSeq names its product phosphoinositide phospholipase C 1. NCBI's taxonomy places the organism in Eukaryota, Viridiplantae, Streptophyta, Magnoliopsida, Malpighiales, Salicaceae. The record is from RefSeq and is a predicted model, not a curated record. Gene Ontology annotation, molecular function: phosphatidylinositol-4,5-bisphosphate phospholipase C activity. The coding region runs from base 3342 to 5090 and encodes 582 amino acids. The transcript is spliced from 10 exons. Gene Ontology annotation, biological process: phosphatidylinositol-mediated signaling; lipid metabolic process.